Molecule: messenger RNA, 1521 nt
Organism: Microthlaspi erraticum
Lineage: Eukaryota; Viridiplantae; Streptophyta; Magnoliopsida; Brassicales; Brassicaceae
Source: the annotation of a GenBank genome assembly
AUGACGGACAACGCGUCUCUUGCAGCGCAGCUGGCGCUCAUCAUGGAGCAUAUGAACAACUUCACGGUUGAAGUCAAGAACCUUGCCGCAGAAACCAGAGCUCUUAAAGAAGAAUCCCAAGCACUUAAAGAAGAAUCCAGGAGCCAAAAAACUUCUAUUGAUGCAUUGACUGCAGCUCAUGGACAACCUAGAAAACAAAACGUGGUCAAAUUCACAACUGCAGAUCUCUCCGAUGUGGAAAUAAUGCAUCAAACAAAGGGGCAAAAAGUGGUUACGUCUCCAGAAGCAGGAGCCACAAGUCACACGCCAGCCGUAUCUCAAUUGUUACACGGAGGAGAAGCUAAGAUAAGGGAAGAGCCAACUUCUCCAUUCUCUGGUGGACCAUGGCCCCAAGGGCCGGUGGGCAAGGAGCGAGGAACUCGUCACGCAGACGGUCGUGGUGACUGGAGACUGACACAAAUAGGAAACACCAUCUACGAUCAUCAACAAGCUUCUUCUCAUGGUGAUUUUCGGGUGACAGAAGAAAGAACAAGGAAAAAGGGUUAUGAUACUCAUCGUGAAAGGGGUCUCAGUCCAGAAAGUCGUGGUUUUUCUACUGCAAAGAUGGAGUUUCCACCUUAUGAUGCUACUGGCAAACUGAGUUGGGUGGAGUUCAAAAGGAUUUGCAAAAGCCGUUUUGGCAAAGCUGAUUCUGUUAAUCCAGUGGGCGAAUUAUCUAACCUUCGACAUACUGGAACCGUUAAUGAGUAUUGUAAACAGUUUGAGAUAUGUCUGGGAAGGCAAACACGACUCACAGGAGAGCAACAAUUGUGGCAGUUCUGUGCUGGUUUGACUGACAGUCUGAGAAAAGAAGUGCAGUACCUCAGACCCGAAACGAUCUUUGCCGCAAUGGAGUAUGCGCGUGACAACGAGUACAAGAUAGAUAACGACAAACGUACUCGUACAUUUGGGGGACAUCUGGCCCAACCAACAAAAACCUUUGGAGGAGGUUUUAACCGUGGACAGGACGCAAGACCUCGCAUUUCAGGGCAAAAACAGAAGCCAUCACUGGUUUGGAAAAAACUAACUGCUGCAGAGAUAGCAGAGCGAAAGGCUAAAGGGCUCUGUUUUAACUGUGAUGACUCUUAUACACCAGGUCAUACUUGCAAUCCAGUUCUGUUCCAUGUUCGGCUCGUUUCUGAAGGCGAAAAUCAAGACGACGAACCUUACGAAGAGGAGGAGCUCGAAAUCUCAUUGAAUGCAAUGAACGGGGAACAGAAUGAGAAGACUUUUCAGGUGAGAGCUGUUAUUUCUACUGGGGAAGGAUGGGUACUGCUGGAUACAGGAAGUACCCAUAAUUUUAUCAAGAGCAGUAUGGUGGAACGACUAGACCUUCAUAUGAUUAAAAGAUCAGGUCGCUUUGUAACGCUUCCAGAUGGGGGACGUUGCCCUAUCGAUGGGUUGUGUCCAGGCUUAGCAAUGAAUGUCCAAGGACAUCAAAUCACGGCUGAUUGCUUUGCCAUUCCAUCAAAUCACGGCUGA